GAGCAGCUGCAAGCAAGCUGGGUAGGAUAUCCACUUUACAGCACAGUCUUGCAGGGCCUGCACUGGGUUGCCGCCAUGUUACUUCACAAUCUGUGUGUACUUUUACUGGCACUGAUGACUUUAGUCGCCAGCGCUGACACCAUCGAGGAAGGGAAGUUGAGCAGAGAUCAUCAUCUUCCCGGGUAUGGUGAGCCGUGCAACCAAGCCCGAGGAGUGUGUUGCAAGAGUGCGACGUGCAUGAGGGUGGUGGGAGGCGAGGAGGAGUGCGUCAAACCCUACGUCUGUUGCGACCGAAUAUUAGGAAGCUGUGGAGAAUAUACACCUUAUUCCUGCUUGAGGCAUGGAGGAAGGUGUAAAAAGGAGUGUGAAAAUAAUGAACACGAGAUCCAUGCCAAGUGUGAUGACGACGAUGAUGACGACUAUGAUGACGACCACAAUGACGACCACGAUGACGACCACGACCACCACCACGAUUAUGAUAAACACGACCAUGAAGACGAGGAUCACGACCAUGACUGUCACUGUUGCGUCAAACGGUGCAAGGAGAACAAGUCGUGUACGGAUAUCCUGGGCCAUUGUAUUGACGAUCUGGACGACUAUAUCAACGGAACGCUGCUGAGUACAGGCUGUGAAGGCCACAAGUGUUACUGCUACGUUCAGGAGAGUUGUGAGUGCGAUGGUAAGGUCUACUUCCACAAUUCUGUUCGUCCUGUUGCCAAAUGUUUAUCAGCGGUGUGUGAGAGGACAAGCUGGAAGAUCUACCGCCAUCCUGAGUGUUGUAAGUUUGCAGAUCGCUACUACUCAGAAGGAGAAAUGCGUUUUGAAGGCUGUAAAUUGUUUAAGUGCGUUCGAGGCAACUGGGACAAAAUUAGUUCAUGUCGACACGAAUGUUGCCCGGACACAACCACAACAACAACAGCAACUACAACUAUUCCUGCAGUCUGAAAUACUGCUACUACAACAACAAUCUCAAUUAUUACUACAAUCUGAUAUACUACUACAACAACUACAACAACCUCAACAACUAUUACUACAACACCAACCUCAGUUAUUACUACAAUCUGAUAUACUACUACAACAACAACAACAACCUCAACAACUAUUACUACAACACCAACCUCAACAACUAUUACUACAACACCAACCUCAAUUAUUACUACAAUCUGAUAUACUACUACAACAACAACAACAACCUCAACAACUAUUACUACAACACCAACCUCAAUUAUUACUACAAUCUGAUAUACUACUACAACAACAACAACAACCUCAACUAC
This is a messenger RNA of Homarus americanus (American lobster), 1277 nucleotides long. RefSeq lists its product as uncharacterized. Bases 76 to 945 code for a protein of 289 amino acids. The record is from RefSeq and is a predicted model, not a curated record. The transcript is spliced from 7 exons. Lineage: Eukaryota; Metazoa; Arthropoda; Malacostraca; Decapoda; Nephropidae.